AUGUCUAUUCGUUUUCUAUGUUUAGCAAGUCAAAAAAGCCUAUUUGUUGGCAAUAAUCUGGAAUCGAUGCCAAUUAAAUUAUAUGUGCAACCCAAACAGCGAUUAAGAAAGAUAUUGGAAAUUGAAAGACCUUCGAGCAUUUUCAAGGUUUUGCAGAACAAUUUCCUUUUAAGAUUCAUUUUCUAUGACAGGAAUUCAUUCAUUUUUAAGUUAAUUCUACUUCUACAACUACUACUGUCUUUGUAUGCAAGUGUUAUUUAG
Schistosoma intercalatum is the source of this 261-nucleotide messenger RNA. The record is from the annotation of a GenBank genome assembly. NCBI's taxonomy places the organism in Eukaryota, Metazoa, Platyhelminthes, Trematoda, Strigeidida, Schistosomatidae.